Antechinus flavipes (yellow-footed antechinus) is the source of this 6609-nucleotide messenger RNA. RefSeq names its product shortage in chiasmata 1 (gene SHOC1). NCBI's taxonomy places the organism in Eukaryota, Metazoa, Chordata, Mammalia, Dasyuromorphia, Dasyuridae. Gene Ontology annotation, cellular component: condensed nuclear chromosome. The record is from RefSeq and is a predicted model, not a curated record. Gene Ontology annotation, molecular function: single-stranded DNA binding; ATP hydrolysis activity. Gene Ontology annotation, biological process: resolution of meiotic recombination intermediates.
AUGAAGCCAGAUUUCUUAAUUCCCGUAUCUCUACAAAUGAAGGAUUUCUUAGUUUUGGAUGAGUGGAAGACAGCUGUUUUUGUAGAGGAUGUUCCUGAAAAGAAGACAGUUUCAUACAGUAUGUCUGAUAUUUACGACUUUGAAGAAGUUAUUCCAAGUUCAAAUCCAUCUUCUCAAAGUGACGUAGAGAAGAGCUCUUUAUUUAUUCCAAAUGAAGUUUUUCACCGUGUCACUUAUUCUGAGACUUGCCCAGCACUUCAAACAACCAAUCAAGCAAGAUUUGGGGGCUUAGAUGAGCUGCCCCGCCCUCAAGUUCCUGCUUGGAACUGCCCGAGGAGCCCUCGCCAUUCAGGACACACCACACUGGAUAAGAUGAUUGAUGAUGAAAUAAUUUUUAUAGAUAGUUUGGCGGAAUAUAAAAAGCAGUUACCUACAGUGUCUACCCUCUUGAGUAGACUAAAAGUGUUUUUAUUAAAAGAUCCUUGUUUAGAUUUCAAAGAACUCCAAUUCCAGAUGCUCAUGGAAGCUGAUCAUUUCAGGGAAUAUUCCCCUCUUCAAAGCAAUUUGGAAGUCCAUGAGAAAGAAGAAUUAUAUAUGAUUAAGGAGCUAUUCAAAGAUGAAAAAUUUUUUAAUGAUCUGUGUCUUUCAGAGGACUUAGAAAUGCCUUUAACUCCUCCAUAUCCAAUAACCCAACGUAUCCUGAUAAAUCCAAUACAUGCUGGACUUCAAACAGAUCAACUUUCUCCUGUUUAUAAAAUGAAAUUUACUCCAGCUGAAAGUUGCACUAAGAAAUGCAGGGUGGAGUCAUGGUCAAAAAACUAUCAAAGUUCCCUGGACUCUUGUUUACUUACAGUGCCACAAACUGAAGAGCCUGUAAUUCACUAUUCAAUUAGAGAUUUGAAAAGAAUGUUUUCUGUUGAGGUAGAAAUUCUUACUCUUGACUCUUUAAAAGAAACAUGGUGGAAACAAGAAGGACUGAGCAUAAUAAGAACAGAUACCUUGGAACAUCUUACUCCAGAUUUGUGUCAUCACAACUUGCUUCAAACUCAAAUGGAGAUAUUGCCUAUAAAACCAGUUCAGCUAGAGUGGUAUCUUGAACAAGAAAGUGAUACUGUUGUUCAACUCAAAAGCUCUCCUCCUUAUAUGGCUUCUAAAGAGAAACCUGCAGAUGAUAAUUUCUCACUUGUUCCAAAGAGUCCUUCAAAAAAUGUAUCACAUAUCUGCCUUUCUGAUAUGUAUACAGCUGUCGAAAAACCAACAAGAGAAGAAAAAACAAGGAGUAAAACAGAACUAGUUUCUGUAACAGUCGGAGAGGGAGAAAGAAAAAAUACUUUUGAAUCACUAGACUACAAAACAUUAACCAUUGAACCAUACACCCCAUCAGUAAAUCAUACCGAAUCUUUUGAACCUAGUAGAAAAUGUGAGGAUGAUUUGGAUCCUUUGAGCAAUUUUAUCAUUCUAAGAAAAAAACAUAUGACCAUCUUGUCAGAAUCUGAAGUUUUUAUGCAUGAGGGCCCCAAAGAAGGGUAUCUUGAUCAAAAAAGUGAUACUGUUGUUCAACUCAAAAGGUUUCCUUAUGUGGUUUCUAAAGAGAAUCCUGCAGAUGAUAAUAUCUCACUUGUUCCAAAGAGUCCUUCAAAAAGUGUACCACAUAUCUGUCUUUCUGAUAUGUGUACAUCUGUUGAAAAACCAACAAGAGAAGAAAAAACAAGGAGUAAACCAAAACUUGUUUCUAUUACAGUCAGAAAGGGAGAAAGGAAAGAUGCUUUUGAAUCACUAGACUAUAAAACAUUAACUAUUGAACCAUACACCCCAUCAGUAAAUCAUACUGAAUCUUUUGAACCUAGUAGAAAAUAUGAGGAUGAUUUGGAUCCUUUGAGCAACUUUAUCAUUCUGAGAAAAAAACAUAUGACCAUCCUGUCAGAACCUGAAGUUAUUGUGGAUGAGGGCCACAAAGAAGGGUAUCUUGAUCAAAAAAGUGAUACUGCUGUUCAACUCAAAAGGUCUCCUUAUAUGGCUUCUAAAGAGAAACCUGCAGAUGAUAAUUUCUCGCUUGUUCCAAAGAGUUCUUUAAAAAAUGUACCACAUAUCUGUCUUUCUGAUAUUUAUACAUCUGUCAAAAAGCCAACAAGAGAAGAAAAAACAAGGAGUAAAACAGAAGAACUAGUUUCUAUAACAGUCGGAGAGGGAGAAAGAAAAGAUACUUUUGAAUCACUAGACUACAAAACAUUAACCAUUGAACCAUACACCCCAUCAGUAAAUCAUACUGAAUCUUUUGAACCUAGUAGAAAAUGUGAGGAUGAUUUGGAUCCUUUGAGCAACUUUAUCAUUCUGAGAAAAAAACAUAUGACCAUCCUAUCAGAUACUGAAGUUAUUGUGGAUGAGGGCCACAAAAAAGGGUAUCUUGAUCAAAAAAGUGAUACUAUUGUUCACCUCAAAUGCUCUCCUCCUUAUAUGGCUUCUAAAGAGAAACCUGCAGAUGAUAGUUUCUCACUUGUUCCAAAGAGUCCUUCAAAAAGUGUACCACAUAUCUGUCUUUCUGAUAUGUGUACAUCUGUUGAAAAACCAACAAGAGAAGAAAAAAUAAGGAGUAAAACAGAAGAAUUAGUUUCUAUAAUGGUCAGAGAGGAAGAAAGAAAAGAUACUUUUGAAUCACUAGAUUAUAAAUCAUUAAUCAUUGAACCAUACAUCUCAUCAGUAAAUCAUACUGAAUCUUUUGAACCUGGUAGAAUAUGUGAGGAUGAUUUGGAUCCUUUGAGCAACUUUAUCAUUCUAAGAAAAAAAUAUAUGACCAUCCUGUCAGAACCUGAAGUUAUUGUGGAUAAGGGCCAUAAAGAAGGGUAUCUUGAUCAAAAAAGUGAUACUGUUGUUCACCUCAAAAGCUCUCCUCUUUAUAUGACUUCUAAAGAGAAACCUGCAGAUGAUUUCUCACUUGUUCCAGAGAGUCCUUCAAAAAGUGUACCACAUAUCUGUCUUUCUGAUAUGUGUACAUCUGUUGAAAAACCAACAAGAGAAGAAAAAACAAGGAGUAAAACAGAAGAACUAGUUUCUAUAAUAGUCGGAGAAGGAGAAAGAAAAGAUACUUUUGAAUCACUAGAUUAUAAAUCAUUAAUCAUUGAACCAUACAUCUCAUCAGUAAAUCAUACUGAAUCUUUUGAACCUAGUAGAAAAUGUGAGGAUGAUUUGGAUCCUUUGAGCAACUUUAUCAUUCUGAGAAAAAAACAUAUGACCAUCCUGCCAGAACCUGAAGUUUUUAUGGAUGAGGGUCACAAAGAAGGGUAUUUUGAACAAGAAAGUGAUACUGUUCAACUCAAAAACUGUCCUCCUUGUAUGGCUUCUAAAGAGAAUUUUGCAGAUGAUAAUUUCUUACUUGUUUCAAAGAGUCCUUCAAAAAGUGUACCACAUAUCUGUCUUUCUGAUAUGUGUACAUCUGUUGAAAAACCGAGAGAAGAAAAAACAAGGAGUAAAACAGAAGAAUUAGUUUCUAUAACAGUUGAAGAGGGAGGAAAAAAAGAUACGUAUGAAUCACUAGAUUACAAAUCAUUAAUCAUUAAACCAUACAUUUCAUCAGUAAAUCAUACUGAAUCUUUUGAACCUAAUAGAAAAUGUGAGGAUGAUUUGGAUCCUUUGAGCAACUUUAUCAUUUUGAGAAAAAAACAUAUGACCAUCCUGUCAGAACCUGACAUUAUGGAUGAGGGUCCAAAAGAAGAAUCCAAAAUGCAAAACAAAGAGGAAUAUACUUUGAUUCUCGAAGAAGAAAAUCUUGCUGUUUGUAGAGAGCUAUCCCCUAAAAAGAAUCAACAAAAGGAAAUAAAUGAUGUCAUUGAAAUUCAAGCAACAGACAGCCAAUGCCAAGCAUAUAGCCUUUUAGAAGCAAUAGCGACCCCUUUAUUAAAAGAACUUGCUUGCCAUGAUAGUCUUCAUACAUCAAACUGGAAAUUUGCCACUCUUGGCUUUGACCAAACUAGAUUUUUCUUAAAGCAACAAGAAAAAAUAAUAAAUGAAGUUUUUCUUCAAGGCAAAAAUGAUGAAAGCAAAGUAAUAUUCAAACAGGCAGCACUGGUCCAUCUUUUGGUAACAAUUCGAGAUAUCCUCUUAAUGUGUACGUUGGACAUAGCAUUGGGAUAUUUACUGAAAGCAAAAGAUGUCUACAAAAGUAUGUUAGGUUCCUGUUUGGAUAAUAUUUGGAGACAGCUUGAGAUUGUACAAUUUAUCAGGAAGAAAAAGCCUGAAACCAACUAUAAAGAACAAGAAUUAUAUCACCAAGUGUUACAUUUGGUACAAACAAACAGUACAGAAGAACAACAAUUUAAGAUGUUAAUUAUAACAAGAAUGGACUCCAAUGAUGAACAUUGUUUCCUUACUGAAAUACUUAGCAAAAUAAAAGGUUUAGAAUGUAUUUCUUUAUCUCCUGAAAAAAGAAAAGUUUUACUGGAAUCCAAAGAUGUUUUAAAUGGCCUCAAGAAGUGUUCCUGUGUGAUUAUACAUAAUCGAUAUAUUGGACCCGACUUCCCCUGGACUCAAUUCUCACUCAUGGUAGAAUAUAAUUAUGUAGAAAACUCUUGCUGGACUGAACAUUGUAAACAAUUGAAUAUUCCUUACUUGGCCUUUAAAACAGUUCUCCCAGAAGGAACUUUUAAUGAAAAUGCCUCACUGGACAAAUUUGGUGGUUUUCUUUUGGAAAUUCAAAUCCCAUAUGUGUUUCUCACAUCUGAAGGAAUUCUUAACACACCAGAAAUACUUCAGCUACUAGAAUCAAACUACAAUAUAACUGUAGUGGAAAGAUGUUGCAGUGAGUCCUUACAGCAGUUUGGGGAUACAGAUCGUUAUGUGGUAGUAACAAUUGAUGAGGGCACAGCCAUAAUUAUUCAGAGUCUAGAAGAGCUGAAUUUUGAAAAGGCAUCAGAUAACUUCAUUUUGAAAUUGAUAGCUUUAUCAAUUCAGUAUAGCUAUUGUUGGAUCAUUUUAUACUCCAAGGAAAGACUGAAUUCAGAGUACUGCCUUAAAGGAAAAACGCUUCAUCAUCUAGCACUGAUCUAUGCAGCUUUGGUUCCAUUUGGGUCAAAAUCUGAAGAAUUGGAAGUGAAGCUUGUUAUUAUGCCAGGAGUAGAAGAAACUGCACAGCUGAUUCGCCAAAUUGCUGACCACAUCUUGAUGUCCUCUAAGAGAGAGCCUCAUGAAUGGCUGGACAAAUCUUGGCUUUCAAUCUCACCAUCUGAAGAUGAAAUGUGUUUACUUGAUUUUCCUUGUAUCAAUCCCUUGGUGGCUCAGCUUAUGUUAAACAAAAGCCCUUCACUGCCUUGGCUGCUAUCUGCAACUUUUGAUCAACUUCAAGGACUUUUACCUCAAGUUCCCUCCAAAGUGUUAAAGCACUUUGUUGAGAUUACUUCUUUGUUCAAGAUUGACUCAUCCCUCACAAAGUCACCUUUAAUUUCAUCAUCUCAAGAAAAUGCAUAUCAACCUGGCACCAUCUAUUCUCAGUGUUCAACCUCAAGUUCUUCAGCACUUCAAGGACAGGAUGAGUAUUAUUGUUAUCCAAAAUUAUAUGAAAAAGUUCCUAAAGUUCCUUCUUCAAGUUGUACCACUUCUCUCAUAGGCCUAAGUGAAAUGCAUUAUAUUUUACCGUCUUCAAAAUCUUGUGAACAGAUGAACUACUGGGAAAAUUCCAAUUUGAACCCAAAGCAACUACAAAAUACUGAUUUUUUAAAUAACAUAGAAUCCAGAAGAACAGCUGGUACUUCCUUCCAAGACAGGAUGAUUCAGACCCAGAUGAUGUCUUUUGCAGUACUAGCUCAAAUAAAUUAUGAAGCAAGAAUGACUGAGAGUGUUGCUAACUCUGAUUGUAUAAACUACAAGGAACAAAACAUGCAUACAACAAAAGGAAAAAUAGGAAAAGAAUUGGAUUCCCCCAUCUUUUUACUAGAGAAUUCUGGGUAUCCUGCAACCCAGAAUUUUAAGAACAGUAUACUAGAAUCACAAAUCCAUCCUCCCAAAUUGCAAUACUGUAGAGAACAGAGCUCAUAUGAUGCAUGGCUCUUUAAAAAAGAUAAUUUAAAUACAGCCUCUACCCCCUUUAUGUUUCAACAAAAUUAUCAAUCUGGUGAAUUAAAAGAUUUCAUAUAUGACAGGCUAGAUGCUCAAACAGAUAAGGCUUCCUGGAAAGAAUUAUCAGCUUUCUCCAGUGUGAAUUCAUUUGCACAUAAUUGCAGUACCUAUAAUUUAAAUGCAACUUCAGAAAAAUUCAAUAAUCUGUUUGUCCAGCAAACAUCUGGGAGAUAUUCAGGACAGAAGAGAACCUCAUUGAAUUUAGCAGAGAAUAAAUCAUUAACAGAUUUGAUAUAUUCACAGAGACCCCAAAUCAAAAGAAGGCGACUAAUGUGUGAAAAAGUCCCUGGAAGAAUUGAUGGCCAAACACGCCUUAAGUUCUUUUGAAGAAACAUGGGGCCAGUUUCCACACUGUGAAGAGCUUUGGAAGAGCUUUUUCACUGUGUGAAACACUAUUCAAAUGUCAGCAUGUAUUUAAGAUUUUUCUCUGUGUUCUCAAUGUUGUAUUGAAAUUAAAUUUCCAAGAAAUAUACACCACCAUCUCCUAUAAUUUACAUUUUGGUA